Messenger RNA from Branchiostoma belcheri (Belcher's lancelet), 657 nucleotides. RefSeq names its product palmitoyltransferase ZDHHC22-like. Lineage: Eukaryota; Metazoa; Chordata; Leptocardii; Amphioxiformes; Branchiostomatidae. The record is from RefSeq and is a predicted model, not a curated record. Bases 121 to 657 code for a protein of 178 amino acids. The transcript is spliced from 4 exons. Gene Ontology annotation, molecular function: palmitoyltransferase activity.
AGGUCAUUUGGACGGGGUCAGUUUGUGUGUCGGUGUAAAUGUACCGUUAGGAGCAAUUUUAGGCUAUUUCUCUUUCAAUUUUUCAUGUGUACAGUAUCGUUAUAUAUCCAGGUGUAGGUUAUGGCUUUCCACAUUCCUCACAUCGCACUAGGGGACAAACUUUGGCUCCUACACGCCGCUGCGUUCGUGUACUACAUCACUGUGUCUGUCAUCUUCCUCACCACCGACCUCUACAUCACCAUUCCUCACAUUUACGCCGACUAUGAUUUUACGGGGAUUUUAUUACGCUACCUGCUGACGGUGUACAUCUUCUUUAACAUGGUGGCGAACCACGUCCUGUGCACGAUCACCGACACCACGUACCGUAACAGGGAGGACCCAGACCCGGUACCGCGGGCGUGGGGACACUGUAUGACCUGCCAGGUUCACACACCACCUCGUACCUGGCACUGUAGUAUCUGUCAUAACUGUGUCCUCCGGCGGGACCACCACUGCUUCUUUACUGCCAGCUGUGUGGGUCAUCACAAUCAAAGGAGUGUGAAUGGGGUGUACACAAGCAUAGUGGCUAUGACUGACUCCAUACAGAAGAUAGCCACAAGGCCUGGCAAUAUUGGACAGAAGGCUCAGGUUGUUUUGCAGAUUCUCAAGGAUCUGUGA